GCCAGUUUGGUGUUUGUUAACACAAAAGUCGAACGAUAAGCGCGCGGCCAGAGCAACACGGCCACAAUCACAGUAAAGAGUAGUAUUUUCUCCUCGUUCGGGGUAUCGUGUUCGAUUCCCCCCUAGAAACAUCGACUAAAAAAAAAAUACAAUCGGUAGUAUACUUGUGCUACAGGAAAAGGUAUACACAUUUGGCAAAAAAAAAAGUGGGAGAAGGAGAGUGUGUGCGAGUGAGAGGGAUUGAUGCAAUCCAAAAGGAAAACGCGCAGUACAUCGUCUCUCUUCCCGCCGAUUUCAUGUACUUACAACAGUGUUUUGUUGUUGUAUUGUGUGAAUAUUGUGUAGUGGCAAUUAUCUUGGCCAGGUGACAUACAGAGACAAAACUGUAAAGCAGUAAAGUUUUGGCUACCGUUCGCGAUCGCGUCUCUCAAAGCAUAAUCAAUUUUUAUACCACAUUUUACCCACAAUUCCAAUUGAGGUCCGCGACGACCCCAUGCUCUACCGCGAUUUUUCCUGCUACACAUCCAACAUUGUGGGAUUUUGCAACACUUUCCCAUCAAACUCCAACAACGCAUCAACGGUUCCCGUUGAUGCUGCACGUAGUUCGGCAAAAGUUGUGAAUCUUGAGAUUUACGAACAUCGAAGAUAUAGUGCCGGGAUUUACUGAGAAAAAAAAAUCGUGAAUGUGAAUUUAUAGCUUAGCCGAUAUAGGUUCUCAAGACAAGUGAUUUUCUUUUUUGUUUAAUUUUUGGUUUUUAAGUUGAUCAGAUCCAUUUUGCAAUGAUGAAAUGGAUAGGCAGCUGAGACACAAGAGAAAUAAAAAUACAGACAAUUUACCAGACAAAUCCGUACAAGUGGUUCCGUGUUGUGUAACUGAGAAAAUCGGUCAAGCUUGAAGAAAACUUAGUAUAGAGUGCUCAUAGUGACCUUAACUCCUUUAACCAAGUUCAAACCGGAAGAAUUAUUUGACCUUCUGAGUGAGUCUGAUAUAUGGGUCCUGGACCCAAUAAAAGUUAACUGUUGAACCAUAAAAACAAAUUUACAAAAUCGAGAUAAUGUGGUUCCUGCCUGUGCAUCAAAAUCAUCUGAGUGAAUGAUCGAGACCGUGAUACGCGAUCGGCGAUCUGACUUUGCCGGAGCGAAAAACAUGUCACAUUUUCCCUUCCGAGGAUCGCCAACUGUUCAGAACGCCGUUUCCUCCGCUCCGCCAUCUCCACCCGCCGCCCCCGUCGCCAUGGCUGUCACAUCGACCGUUCCACCAGGCGCUCGUAGUUCCUCCCCCUGUUCCGCGGCAUCUGGACCCCCUACGUCGCGAUGUUGCGACACGGGCCGACCCCUGUUCACGGACCCCAUCACGGGCCAGACAGUCUGCUCCUGCCAGUACGAUCUGAUGGGAUACCAACGCCUUGCGGGAAUUCCCGGUGGCGUUCCCCUGUCAAUGUACGGUAACACAUACCCCGAGGGCUUCCCCGCCUACCUACCCACCUUAGGAGCGGACCAGGCGCCGUUCUACUCAACACCGGCAGGAGCUCUGGAACUGAAAGAAAAUUUAGCAGCUGGAGGAACUCCAUGGCCCUACCCUGCGGUUUAUCAUUCCUACGAAGCGGCGUUUGCCGGAUACCCCUUCAAUGGCUAUGGCAUGGACCUCAAUGGUGCCCGCCGGAAGAAUGCAACGAGAGAGACCACAAGUACCCUCAAAGCGUGGCUCAAUGAGCACAAGAAGAAUCCCUAUCCCACGAAGGGUGAAAAGAUCAUGCUGGCGAUCAUCACCAAAAUGACACUGACGCAGGUGUCGACGUGGUUUGCCAAUGCCCGACGGAGAUUGAAGAAGGAGAACAAGAUGACGUGGGAACCACGGAAUCGCGUUGAUGACGAUGACGCCAAUGUCGAUGAUGAUGACAGGAAGAGCACCGAUGGGAAAGACUUAUUAGAUUCUAAGGACUCAGGAACAGGCUCCAGUGAAGACGGCGAUCGACCGUCCAACCGGCUAGAAAUGUUGGACAGAUCGGGCGCCGGCGAUGGACGAGAUAGCGAAUGGUCAGAAUCACGACCAGGCAGUGGUCCUGGUUCUCCUGAAAUGUUCGACCGAUCCACCGUCAAUCAUCCCCUCCUCCAUCCAGCUGCCCUGCACUUCCGCCCUCCCACGAGUUCACCACCCGAUGGCGGCCCACCGCCGGGCGCCAGCACCAAUCCCAGCGUUAUCAGUAAGCCGCGGAUUUGGUCGCUGGCAGAUAUGGCUAGCAAGGAGAGCAAAGACCAGUCCCCAGAACCACCCCCGCCCUCAGCAGCUGCCGCCGCGGCGGCAGCACUCUAUGUACCCGCCGGCCCAGGCAAACUUAUGUCGCCUCUGGCCGCUCGAAUGCACCACCAUCCGUCGCCGUACGUCCGGCCAGACUUCUACCGCACCUUCUAUGCACCGUCACAUCUGACGGCGCCUCAGGAUGUCGCUCUCAUCGAAUCCUACCAACGGACCUUCGGUGCUAGUCUAGCCCACAAUGGCCUCCCUAUGAACCAUCCCCUCACUUCCAUGAUCUCCAAAGCGGCGGCAGGCGGUGGUCAGCCACCAUUUGCGCCGCUCAGCCUAACCACCUCCAAUGUUGGCAACGUGAACACUGCUCCACCUCCUGGCGCCUCUCCAUCCGCCUCCAGCACCUCCUCGGGCGACGCCACGGCUUCCAAAUUAUCACCUGGUUCGGCGCACACCUCCAAACCAUGACCAUUGGAUUUCAUUAGCGACCAGCAAGUGCUCAUUCGACCGUGAUUCCCAACCAACCCCCCCGGAAACUCUUCCACGAAGUGCCCCCCUACAAGGGGCGCACUCGGAGACACCCUCAACACACCCACACAAUUUCGGACAAUAAAAAAAUGUGAUUGAACAGAACUCUUAAAAAGCACGUGCUUAAAAAAUUCGAGGCCGAAACGCGAAAAAAAUGAAAGAAAAUGGGCCGCGAUAUUUUUUUUGAAUGGGGAGAAGAAUUUGCGAGAAAAAAACCUUAAACGUUAGGAAAUUGAGAAAAUAAAAAUCAGGGUACGAAAUCCGGUGCAUUCUUCAUUAUAAUAUGCAAAGUGUUUACAAAGAAUUAAAAAAAUAAAUAAAAGCUUUUAGAAGGUGAACUUGAAGCUGAAAGGAGAGGAAAUCCAGCUGAAGAAGUGUUUUCGCGUGUCUUGAACUCUCUUGGACAAUUAAUGCAGAUUUCACUAAAUUAUUGCAAAUUAAUUAAGGAAAAAUAUAAAAUAAAAAAAAAUUAAUAACCAAAUGGUGUGCUGAAGUGAUGAAACCAAAUAGUAUUUUCUCCUCUUGGGAAAAUAGGCAAAAAAAAAGGACAGGAGCACGCGAGGGCGCAAGAACAAAGUGUCUCAAGAAGAAGUGACUGAGAGUGAA
Molecule: messenger RNA, 3382 nt
Organism: Phlebotomus papatasi
Lineage: Eukaryota; Metazoa; Arthropoda; Insecta; Diptera; Psychodidae
Gene: mirr
Product: homeobox protein caupolican
Exons: 5
Coding region: 1094-2716 (540 amino acids)
Biological process (GO): cell development; regulation of transcription by RNA polymerase II; neuron differentiation
Cellular component (GO): nucleus
Molecular function (GO): RNA polymerase II cis-regulatory region sequence-specific DNA binding; DNA-binding transcription factor activity, RNA polymerase II-specific
Source: RefSeq, a predicted model, not a curated record